This is a messenger RNA of Nelumbo nucifera (sacred lotus), 1025 nucleotides long. NCBI's taxonomy places the organism in Eukaryota, Viridiplantae, Streptophyta, Magnoliopsida, Proteales, Nelumbonaceae. The record is from RefSeq and is a predicted model, not a curated record.
GACGAAUUCUCAGACGAUUAAACUGCUCCAACUCCAUUGUUUUUUCUUCAAUUAACUAUUCAUUGUAUAAUAUUUAAUCCUCAAAGCUCCUUCGAAUCUCAGAUUAUAGGGUUUCUUGAAGAGCCAGUCGAUUCGGCAAGACUGAUCUUCUCUCAAAGAGGAAGAAAGCGUGCAAAACCCAGUAUUUGGAGCUCUUCGAUCGUCAGAAGACUCAAAUUGAAACCUUGGAGCUUGAUCCUGUGUAAAUCUAGUAGUUGAGACUAGAAGGAUUUUCUGUCACUUUUUCCCCUGAAUUGGUUGAAAUCGCAUGAAAAAUGGAGGAGGUUUGGAGGGUGCUCCAUUCAUGGGGAGAUUUUGAAAUCUAGGGUUCCUACAGGGCCCUUUGUUUCGGGAAAGGGCCCUAGGAGCAGAGAGAAAUGAAGGAUUUGUUUGGGAGCCCUGGCACUGUGAGUGGGCUUCUUCUGAGAGUAGGACAAUGCUUGUUUGCUGCUGCGUCCAUUGGGGCGAUGGUCUCUGCCUUUGGCUUUUCUAACUAUACCGCUUUCUGCUAUUUAAUUGCUUCAAUGGGGCUUCAAGUACUGUGGAGUUUGGGACUUGCUUGUCUUGAUGCUUAUGCUUUGAGGAUAAAGCGGGACCUUCGGAAUCCUGUCUUAGUGAGCCUGUUUGUUGUUGGUGACUGGGUGACAGCCACUCUAUCACUUGCAGCAGCAUGCUCAUCAGCAGGGGUUACAGUUCUUUAUGCGAGGGACUUGAAUUUUUGCAAGACACAACCUCUACUCCCUUGCAGUAGGUUCCAAAUUUCUGUAGCACUAGCUUUUAUCACCUGGGUCCUCAUAGCCAUAUCCUCUUUGAUUAUGUUUUGGCUAUUGGCUUCUGUUUGAAUGACUCACUCUCUUUCCUCAUCUCUUUUCCUCACAAUUACUAUAAUCCUUUCCAUGUAAAGCUUGCCACGUAUGUAAGAUACACUUGUUUCAAGCAAGGGCCAGAAAGUCUUGACACGGAAUGACAUUUAUUGCAUUAAUAGA